Messenger RNA from Suillus discolor, 294 nucleotides. RefSeq lists its product as uncharacterized. NCBI's taxonomy places the organism in Eukaryota, Fungi, Basidiomycota, Agaricomycetes, Boletales, Suillaceae. The transcript has a single exon. The annotation marks the transcript as partial. The record is from RefSeq and is a predicted model, not a curated record.
AUGUUGUGUAUUUUAUAUGCGAGUCAAACAUUCACUGUGAUCACCUUACAGGACAUCAUUUGUGCUGUCAAUAUUCAACAUAAUUGCCUUGAUUCACAGUGCACGGACAUCCAACAACAACCUGUACAUCAAGAACGGAUAGAGACCUCUCGAACGAAGGCCACAGUCAAACACAAGUCCACGCCAAACUUUUUUCUCAAUGUCUAUUCCGUGCAUAACUAUGCUCACAUCCAACAUGUUGUUCCCGAUACGCUUCAAGAGACACCACUUCGGGUUACCAAUGCAGCUGAAGUC